AUGCCUCCCAAGAAGAAGAGCGAUAAGCCGCAACAAUCCGGCACAGUUCUGCUUGGCAGACCUGGAAGUAAUUUGAAGGUGGGUAUUGUUGGACUUCCUAAUGUUGGGAAGUCCACAUUUUUCAACGUUUUAUCCAAGAAAGGUGUUCCUGCGGAAAAUCGCCCAUUCUGCACCAUUGAUCCCAACACCGCAGAUAUUAAUAUCCCCGACGAACGGUUUGACAAGUUGGUGAGAAUCAAUAAACCGGCAUCUAUUGUUCCUGCACAAGUUCACGUCCGGGAUAUUGCAGGUUUGGUGCGUGGAGCCAGCAAUGGUGAAGGGCUCGGUAACGCUUUUCUGUCUCACAUUAAUGAAUGCGAUGGCAUUAUCCACAUGAUUCGCGUCUUUGAGGAGGUUGAGAUUACCCACGUGGAAGGUGAUCUGGACCCUGUUCGCGACCUGGAGAUUAUUUUCUCGGAGUUGGUUUUGAAGGAUUUACAGGUGGUCAACGGAUUGAUUGACAAGAUAACGCCCAUAGUAAAUCGUGGGAUUGAUAAGAGCAAAAAAUAUGAUUUAGAAGUUCUCUUGAAAAUAAAAGAACACCUUGAAAAUGGUGAACAGGUUCGGUGUUGCCAUUGGAGUGGCAAAGAAAUCGACUAUCUCAACACCCUACAGCUUUUAACGGCGAAGCCGGCUAUCUUUUUGGCUAACAUGUCCGAAAAGGAUUUUAUUCGACAACGCGGCAAAUGGCUUGCCAGGCUAAAGGAGUGGAUAGACCAGCACACUGGUGAGCCACUUAUUCCAAUUUCGGCAGAGAUGGAGGCCAAGUUUGUCGACAUGUCCCCAGAGGAAAUAGAGGAGUACUGCAAGGUGAAUAAAACAAAGUCUCAGGUGCACAAAGUUGUUACCACCUCGUAUCAUGCUAUCAAUUUGAUUCACUACUUUACCGCAGGGGCAGACGAGGUUAAGUGCUGGACGAUUCAGAAUGGCACAAAGGCUCCUCAAGCAGCUGGUAAAAUUCACACCGACAUGGAGAAGGGAUUUAUCUGUGCGGAAGUGAUCCACUGGGACGACUAUGACAAGCUUGAAAGUGAGGCUGCAUGCCGUGAGGCUGGUAAGCAGCAUCAGGAAGGACGUAAUUAUGAAGUUCAGGACGGUGAUAUCAUUUUUUUCAAAUUUAACGUUUCUAAGGGAGGUAAAAAGUGA
Messenger RNA from Trypanosoma conorhini, 1185 nucleotides. RefSeq names its product putative GTP binding protein. Bases 1 to 1185 code for a protein of 394 amino acids. The transcript has a single exon. The record is from RefSeq and is a predicted model, not a curated record. Gene Ontology annotation, cellular component: cytoplasm. Lineage: Eukaryota; Euglenozoa; Kinetoplastea; Trypanosomatida; Trypanosomatidae. Gene Ontology annotation, molecular function: ATP hydrolysis activity; GTP binding; ATP binding.